AAAUGUUUCAGUAGGGCAAAAUCCUAUGUACACAAGUAGUUCUUUCUUAUGUUUAUUAAUGGUAUACCCAUUAACUGAACUGGGGGACUACUCAUGUGUGAGAGAGUUUGCAGAAGUUAAAAUGGUUUUCUUUUUUGUUUGCUUGUUUAUUGACAGUUAAUUCAUAUCUAUAUUUUCCUACACAAUUUAAGGGCAAAACUUUAGUCCCAAGAAAGUCAGUAGGACCAGGAUUCAAUCCAAAAGUAUAAGAGCCACAUUUUAGUCCCACAUGAGUGACAAGUAUUGCCAUAUAUUUUAAAGCAUAAACUGUCAUACUUAACUGAGUAAAUGCAAGAGCAUUUCAUGCUGAUGCAAGUGUAGCGGCUGCACAUCUGAAAUACUGUCCCUUAAAGUGAUGAUAAUCGGAUAAUACUGUAAUUGUACCCAAAAAAAAAAAAAGCCACAACCACAUACCUCCUAGAAGAAAUUAUAUGGCAUACAUAUUAAUAUUGAAGCUGGGGCAGGAGGAAGGGAGAGAGGGUUGAUUUCCAAUGAACCCAAUGAUUUCCCUACACUGGGGGGAAUCCUCCAUAUGUAUGGCUAAGCAGACUGUAAGCACAUGUGGUGUGAAGUUACUCCAGCAAUUUUCUAUAAUUUAUCAUCCACAUCUGGUCUUUCGUUUAUAUCUAAAUUUCCUAUUAAUGUAAUUUUAGUAAUAGUAAACUGAUGUUACCUGUCAGCUUUUUUACCACACAGUAGAAAAGUAAGCUGAAAUUGGUAUAUGAUAUUUGGCUUGCCCCUAAUAUUUCAACAUUGACUUAGAGUAGGCAGUUAUUUGUUUUUUUUUAAUUUACCUUUAAGGGACCAAUCCUGUGCACAUUUAAUCCUAUGAAUACCCUUUGAUAGCACAUGCAACUCUGUUGAAAAAAGUAAGAAUAUUUAUGUAAGUAAGUGUGUGCAGGAUCAUGUCCAAAAAUUGCAAACAUCUCUUCAGGGCUCAGAAUCACUCAAAUUAAAAAUAUAAGAACUGAUCUUAAUGUCUUUAUCUACAUAGAUUAGAAUCCUAAAGAGACAUUCAUUUUAUUUUACUGCAUGAUAAUUGCAGGUUGGCACCAAAACACCAUUAAAUGUUAUCCUAAAUUCUUUCAAAAAGAAUGCCAAACCUUCUUUACUGGUAGCAGCUAGUUUUGGUUUUCAAAACAUGCUAUAAGUGACUCAUCAACCAUGUUACAAAUAAAAUUGUUUGAAAUAUUGAAUCUGCCAUAGGUUUUUUUUCUUAAAAGAAAAAUAAGUCAAAGAAAUUUUUCCCUAAGGGGAGAAAAAGCAUUAGGGUAACAUUUUUAUCUAUCAAAAUAAAGAGCAUUGAUUUAGUAUCAUUUAUCUUCACAACUAAAUGGAAAAGAGAUUUUGUAUAUAAUCUUUCUUCCAUCUGCACACACAAGUCCCACUAAUGCUAACCAAAGCAAUACAUGCACAGAAGGGAAAAAUACAGUCCUUUGGGAGUAACAACUUUAUUGUCUUUUUGACUGUGUGUGUGUGUGUGUGUGUAUUUAUUUAAACUUGCUAAAUGCUCAUAUUACACAAAAGUAUAAUUAGGUCUAUGGCCUAUUUAAUAUAACCAAUAGACUUUUGUGGUUGGGUGGUUUGAACACAUCCUCAAAUACUGAUUUACUUCCUUCUUUCUGAUUCUUGUUGCUUGUUCAUAGUGAGCACCACGUUAUCUAAAUACUUGAAUUUAAUUUACAAAAUUUCUCAUCUACAAAUUCACAUUGGACAACAAGAAUAAUUUGAAGCAUUCAUGACCAAUGUGGCUGAUCCAAAAAUAUUAGGAUUUCAACUUCUGCUGUUGUACUUUAACCUAUAUUACUGAGUUGCUUCAAUAUUCAAACCAAAAAAUUCAAAUAAAGUUAUCAAGGGGUUUAUAUCUUUUAUCUUCUUACAAUAAAAGAAGGUUUGGUCUUCCGUUUCAGUUUAUUGAGAAUCACUUUUUGAGGAAAAAAUCCACUAGAAUUAAUUGUUAGAUUUUGUAAAACAAUGAAAGAUGUACUAUUAUUGCAAUAGAAACAUUAAUAAAUCAUUCUGUACAGGUCUGUAGCAUACUACAUUGCAGACAGCCAGCAUGAGCUCACUAAACACUGUUUUAUUAGACCAAGUAAUGAUACAGAGCUUGUAUUAAGGUGCCUGAAUAUUUAAUUUUAUGUUAACAUAAUUUGUUAUUUUAAGAGUAUUCUUCUCAUGAAAGACUAGGGAAAUUGUUAAUUAUUUGCUGAAUGUUUCAGUAAACAAUUUUAAGAACAGCACUUGAGGAAAAAAACAUUUCAUGUCUCUAAAAAUAGCUUAGUCACAUGACUUAAUACUUUAGCACAAAAGCAUAAUUUACAGGUUUAAUUUGCAAUCCCACUAUAUUUUUUGACAUUCUCUUGCACAGAAGCUCAGUCUGAAUGACUCAAAUGACUUAAUAUUUCUUUGCAUUGAGUGCUCGGUACCUAGUACAAAGCAAGAUGAUUUAGUAUAAUUUAUACAAUUUGGGUCUCUGCAUUCUUUCUGCACAAGUGUGAUUUUUUGUUUUGUUUUUUUGUUUUGUUUUGUUUUUUUUUACUCUCGAAUGCUUUGUUUUUGAAUUCACACAUUGCACAAUUAAUGAACUUUUGGGGUCAUCUUAAGCAAGGGAAGAGUGUCGUACCAACAGAUCAUAUCCACUGACUAUAUUUCCAGCGGGCUGAUUUUUAAAAAAACAUGUUGUUUUAUUGGAAUUGUGAAGUCAUGAAAGAAUCACCAGAAGAUACCUGCAGCACCUUGGAUAAUGAGUGGAAGAUAAAGAGAAAGCAAAAAGAAUGUGGCAUAUAAAGGGUGUAAUACCUGGAGGUAUUAACUCUGACUCAUAUCUGUAAAAAUGAGACUAGCUCUCACAAAAUACAAGUUAUCUUAGACAGUCAUCAAGCUUGGAGUCAUGCUGUCAAACUAAGAAAUUCACUCCCCCCCCUCCCCUUUCUGACAGGUAAUAGAGCAUUGGUGAAUUAUGAUUUUCCUAAAUUGGAAGCACUCAUUUUUACCCAUGUAGUUCAUCCUUAUGAAUACAUAAUAAACAUUGCAUAUUUAAUGUGCAUUAUAAUGGGAAACUGACUCAUUAGCAAAAAAAAUGGCAAAUUUUAAGGACUUGGUUCCAAAUUGAGCUGGAGCCUCCCAAUGCACUUUGUACAAUCUGGGUAAAGAUGUAUUGAAUGUCCUUCUUUUGAAGGCCAUAAUGACAUGUAAUAUAAGGAUAUCAUCUUACUGUUGAUAUCUUUGAAGAGUCAUAAGCAGAAACAGAAAAAUGAAUGGCGGAAAGGAGUGUGACGGAGGGGACAAAGAUGGAGGUCCGCCAGCAGUACAAGUUCCAGUUGGCUGGCAACGUCGAGUGGAUCAAAAUGGAGUGCUCUAUAUCAGUCCCAGUGGGUCUUUAUUAUCCUGCUUGGAGCAGGUUAAGACAUACCUGCUGACUGAUGGAACCUGCAAAUGUGGCUUGGAAUGUCCUCUCAUUCUUCCCAAGGUAUUUAAUUUUGAUCCUGGAGCUGCUGUGAAACAGAGAACUGCUGAAGAUGUUAAAGCAGAUGAAGAUGUCACUAAGCUAUGCAUCCAUAAACGGAAAAUUAUUGCUGUGGCUACACUUCAUAAAAGCAUGGAAGUUCCGCAUCCUUCGCUGGUUCUUACUAGUCCUGGGGGUGGAACAAGUGCAACUCCAGUAGUACCUUCUCAAGCAGCAACUUCAAGAUCAAUGAGGAAUAAAUCACAUGAAGGAAUUACAAAUUCUGUGAUCCCAGAAUGUAAAACUCCUUUCAAGUUGAUGAUAGGGGCAUCUAAUGCCAUGGGUAGGCUUUAUGUACAAGAAGUGACUGGAAGCCAGCAACAAGAUCUUCAUUCUGUCUAUCCUAGGCAGAGAUUGGGCAGUAACGAUCAUGGACAAAAGUCUCCAUAUCGCGGCAGUCAUGGUGGAAUGCCUAGUCCAGCUUCAUCAGGAUCACAGAUAUAUGGAGAUGGCUCAAUCUCUCCUAGGACUGAUCCACUUGGAAGCCCUGAUGUUUUCACAAGAAACAAUUCCAAUUUUCAUGGAGCGCCCAACUCUAGUCCUGUUCACAUGAACAGGACUCCUUUAUCUCCACCUUCACUAAUGCUACAUGGUUCUCCAGUUCAGUCAUCCUGUGCAAUGGCUGGAAGGACUAAUAUACCUCUUUCCCCAACCUUGACCACAAAAAGCCCAGUAAUGAAAAAACCCAUGUGUAAUUUUUCAGCUAGUAUGGAACUACCACGAGCAAUGUUUCACCAUAAACCACCCCAAGGCCCACCUCCACCUCCUCCACCUUCUUGUGCUCUUCAGAAAAAGCCAUUAACAUCAGAGAAGGAUCCACUUGGCAUUCUUGACCCUAUUCCUAGCAAGCCAGUUAAUCAGAAUCCUGUUAUCAUUAACCCAACUACUUUCCAUUCUAAUGUCCAUUCUCAGGUACCUGUAAUGAAUGUAAGCAUGCCUCCUGCUGUUGUCCCUUUGCCAAGCAAUCUCCCUUUGCCAACUGUAAAACCUGGUCACAUGAACCAUGGAAGUCAUGUACAAAGAGUUCAGCAUUCAGCUUCAACUUCCCUCUCUCCUUCACCAGUGACAUCCCCAGUUCAUAUGAUGGCAUCUGGGAUUGGAAGGAUUGAGGCGUCUCCCCAAAGAUCACGUUCAUCUUCCACAUCAUCAGAUCAUGGAAAUUUCAUGCUGCCUCCAGUAGGACCACAGUCAUCUUGUAGUGGUAUCAAAGUUCCUCCCAGGUCACCAAGAUCAACAAUAGGGUCUCCAAGACCAUCUAUGCCAUCAAGCCCUUCCACCAAGCCUGAUGGACUUCAUCAGUACAAGGACAUCCCUAACCCGAUAAUUGCUGGAAUGAGUAAUGUACUAAAUCCCCCAAGCAAUGCAGUUUUUCCUACUGCAUCUGCUGGAAGUGGUCCCCUGAAGAGUCAGCCUGGUUUGCUGGGAAUGCCUUUAAAUCAGAUUUUGAAUCAGCACAAUGCUGCCUCUUUUCCAGCAAGUAGUUUACUCUCAGCAGCAGCCAAAGCACAGCUAGCAAAUCAAAAUAAACUUGCUGGUAACAACAAUAGCAGCAGUAGCAAUUCUGGAGCUGUUGCCAGUGGUGGCAACAAUGAAGGACAUAGCACUUUAAACACCAUGUUUCCUCCUGCUGCCAACAUGCUUCUACCAACAAGUGAAGGGCAAAGUGGUCGAGCAGCACUACGAGAUAAACUGAUGUCUCAGCAAAAAGACCCUUUGAGGAAAAGAAAACAACCAACUACCACAGUAUUGAGUUUGCUUAGACAGUCUCAUUUGGAUAGUUCUGGAGUUCCUAAGCCUGGAUCUGAUUUGAUAAGAAAGCAAAAUCAAGGUUCAUUUCCCAUCAGUUCUAUGUCUCAGUUACUUCAGUCCAUGAGUUGUCAAAGUUCUCACAUGAACAGCAAUAGUACCACCGGUUGUGGGAGCUCAAAUACUGUUUUGCCUUGUUCUGCUAACCAGAUGCAUUUUACAGACGCCAAUAUGAACUCUGGCACUCUUCAGAAUUCAUUGACACAGAGCUUACCUUUAAGAGGGGAAGGUAUGCACUGCCAGAAUGCAAACACUAACUUUGUCCAUGGUACUAGCCCAGGCCCAAACAACCAUCUUGCAGGCUUAAUAAAUCAGAUGCAGGCUAGUGGGAACUGUGGGGUGCUUAGUCAGUCAGGAAUGGCUUUAGGAAAUUCAUUACAUCUGAACCCACCUCAGUCAAGAAUCCACGCAUCCUCCACUCCAGUGAUACCAAACAGCAUUGUUAGCAGCUGUAAUCAAACAAGUCCUGAAGCAGGGGGUUCAGGACCAUCAUCUUCCAUAGCCAUAGCUGGAACCAGCCAACCAGCCAUCACAAAGACAACAUCCGUUCUUCAAGAUGGUGUUAUAGUCACUACUGCAGCUGCAAACCCACUUCCGAGCCAGCUGCCUAUUGGGAGUGAUUUCCCUUUUGUUGGCCACGAACACACACUUCACUUUCCACAGAACUGCUCUUCAAACAACAAUCUUCCGCAUUCUUUGAAUCCAAACCUUCUCAAUUCUCUACCUAUCUCUUUGCCAGUGAAUCAACAACAUCUCUUAAACCAGAAUCUAUUAAAUAUACUACAGCCUUCAGCAGGAGAAGGCAAGUCUGAGGUCAUACUCAACCCUUUAGGUUUACUCAACCCAAGUGUAAAUGCUGCGCUAGCUUUUCUCUCCAGUGACAUGGAUGGGCAGGUAUUACAGCCUGCUCAUUUUCAGCUUCUAGCAGCCCUACUUCAGAAUCAAGCCCAAGCAGCUGCCAUGGUUCCCCUACCAUCUUUCAAUUUGACCAUCUCAGAUUUGUUACAACAGCAAAAUAACCCUGUACCCUCAGUAACACAGAUGACAGCCCCACCAGACCAUUUGCCAAGCAAUCAGUCAGACAGCAGCAGAGCAGAGACCCUUUUAACCAACCCCCUGGGGAACCCUAUACCAAGCUUUACAGGCACUGACACUACUUCUAACCCCUUGCUCCUCCCAGCUGUCACUGGGGCCUCGGGAUUAAUGGCCUUAAAUCCCCAGCUGUUGGGAGGUGUCCUGAACUCCGCAUCGGGCAACACUGCUAAUCAUCCAGAGAUAUCCAUAGCAACCUCCUCCCAGGCAACCACUACCACAACCACUACAUCAUCAGCAGUGACAGCACUGUCUGUCUCAACACUUGGUGGGACAGCAGUGGUGUCAAUGGCAGAAACAUUGCUGAACAUAUCUAAUAAUGCUGGGAAUACAUCUGGUCCAGCUAAACUCAACAAUAACUCUGUGGUGCCACAGCUACUUAACCCUCUACUGGGGACAGGUCUGCUUGGUGACAUGUCGUCGAUAAACACUACUUUGAAUAACCAUCAACUGACUCAUCUCCAGUCACUGUUGAACAACAAUCAGAUGUUUCCUUCAAAUCAGCAGCAACAUCAGCUUCUCCAGGGGUACCAGAAUCUCCAGGGGUUUCAAGGGCAACCCUCAAUUCCUGGACCAGCUAACAACCCAAACCCUAUGGCUUGUCUGUUUCAGAAUUUUCAGGUGAGAAUGCAGGAAGACGCUGCUCUUUUAAACAAAAGAAUGAUCACUCAAAUGGGGAUAACUUCAGUUCCUGAGAGUUCCAACACUACCCUUCCUCCUUUUCAAGAUACGUCUUGUGAUUUGCCGCAAAGGACUGAACCAACUCUAGGACAACAGGCAAAGGAUGGCCUCAGUGUAGCUGCUCAGGGUGAUUCUUCAGUUGAUGCUAUCUACAAAGCAGUCGUAGAUGCUGCAAGCAAAGGAAUGCAAGUCGUAAUCACCACUGCAGUUAGCAGUACAACACAAAUGAGUCCCAUUCCAGCUCUGAGUGCCAUGAGUGCCUUCACAGCCUCAAUUGGUGACCCAUUAAAUCUUUCUAGUGCUGUCAGUGCAGUAAUCCAUGGAAGAAACAUUGGUGUUUCUGAUCACGACGGUAGGAUAAGAAACACUAGAGGGACACGAAUCCUGAAGAAUUCAGAACAUAGUAAAAAUUCAAGUGAAGGGGAUGGAUUUGAAUAUUACAAAUCAGCAGGUUGCAAUACAUCCAGAAAACAGUGGGAAGAGGAGCAAAACCCUGGAGGAGAGAUACAUAGGUGGAAGUGUGAGGAGUUUUUAGACCAUUCAACCCAUGUCCACAGCAGUCCUUGCCAUGAAAGGCCCAAUAACGUCUCCACACUGCCAUUGUUACAUGGUGAGCAGCAUCAGAUACUGUUACCACAGAGAAACUGUCAAAGUGAUAAAUUGUUGGAGGAGAAUUUCAGGUAUAACAAUUACAAAAGAACUAUGAUGAGUUUUAAAGAGAGACUGGAGAACACUGUGGAAACAUGUGCACACAUAAAUGGAAAUAGGCUUCAACAAAGUAGAGGGUUUGGAGAGUUGCUGAACACUUCUAAACAAGACCUAGUCAUGGAGGAGCAAUCUCCAAGUUCCUCCAAUAGUUUGGAAAGUUCUCUAGUUAAAGACUAUAUCCAUUAUAAUGGAGACUUUAAUGCCAAAAGCAUUAAUGGGUGCGUGCCUAGCCCUUCAGAUGCUAAAAGCAUCAGCAGUGAAGAUGACCUAAGGAAUCCAGAGUCCCCUUCUUCAAAUGAGUUGAUACAUUACAGGCCGAGGACGUUUAAUGUUGGCGACUUGGUCUGGGGCCAAAUAAAAGGACUGACUUCAUGGCCUGGAAAAUUAGUAAGAGAAGACGACGUUCACAAUUCAUGUCAACAAAACACUGAGGAGGGGAAGGUGGAGCCUGAGAAGUUGAAGACACUAACAGAAGGUCUGGAAGCCUACAACCGAGCCAGGAAGAGGAACAGAAAAAGCGGAAAGCUAAAUAACCAUUUAGAAGCUGCUAUACAUGAGGCCAUGAGUGAGCUGGACAAAAUGUCUGGGAAUGUACACCAAAUCCCACAGGGAGACAGACAGGUGAAACCUCCAAAACCGAAGAGGAGGAAGAUCUCUAGAUAACAUUGAAUGUCUUUGUUACUGGUCCAGUACUUAUCAAAUUGAACAUGCACAUAAAUCAGUAUAUAGGUAUUGAUAUAGAUAUUAUAUCAAUAUUUAUAUCAAGGACAGAUAGAUACCAUCAAAGGGUGCUAAGCGAAAUAGGGGUACAAUAUUUUUGUUGAUCAUGUGGGAUAGUUAAUGCUGGAUAAACCAAUCAGAUUCCUUGAAAGAUUACAGUAAAAAUGUCAGAUGAUUACUGAAUUUUUUCUAUAAUACUGAAAUUGUGAUUAUAAAAAUAGUCCAAAUGUUUCUGAUAAAUUUUCAUUGUGUAUAUAGAUAAUACAGAAUUUCAUGGUGAUAUCUGAAAUGUAAAUAUUGUACAAUAUUGUCAUGUACAAGCGUACCUAAUGCACACUUUAUCUUUUAUUGUACAAAAAAAUAGUGUACAAAAUUCUUUGGUUUCUAUUGAGUACACAUACAAGAGACUACCAGUGUAAAGUGAUAAAUAAAAAUACAGCCUAAAUGCUUUUAUAUGAUAAUGUAAAAGAUGCUGUUUUUGUAUUUAACAGCAGAGAAAAGGCAUGAUUAUGUAAUACCUUAAUUAUGACAUACACUUCACACCACUGAGUGUUCAUUUAUAUUGUCUGUUUGGAAUGAACCUUGCCUGGAAGUACUGUACUCCAUUUCAGGUCUCUGUAGGAGAGUGCAACCUUGCAGAUUCCUAAAGGGAUGUGGGAUCACAGGUCUAAUUAAGAAUUCAAAAGCUGCAACCACUGGUUGCAUUUUAUUUACUUAAGUUUUAAAGUAGAAUGCUGUAGAUUUUUUUAUUAAAGUAAAAAGAAAGCUUAGAUGGAAUAUUUUAGUCAGCCAUUUCUGUAGUUGAAGUUUCAUAGCCACCUUCUAAACUAAGCAAUUUAUACCACCAUUGACUUUGAACCCCCCCCCCCCCCAAACUCUAUAUUUGUUAACCGAGGUUAUUUAGCCUGAUUAAACAUUCUGUUUACAUAUAUGAGGGAAUGGCCCUAUUUGAAAAUAUGAGUGUUAAUGUUAAUUACAAUUUGAUUUUGCAAUGGAAUAAAAGGGCAUGCUCCACAGCGUUCCUAAAAAAUAAUUCUAGUAUCCCUCAUACAGUAUUAUUAAACUAGAAGUUAAAGGUGGCUUACAAAACUAUUAGCAACAGUAAUUUUAUCAGUAUUAUGUAACAUAUCAGAUUUAUUUUAUUUAAAAAGAAUUAUUUAUACCCUUAACAGAUUCUUAUAUAUAUUAAUGUGGCUGAAAUGUGCAGGUUAAAUCUAUUAACGAAAUUAUUUAUGUUAUAUUAAGUGAAUAAUGUGAAACGUGUAGAAAGGAAGUAAUUAACUACAGAUAAACAAGCCUAAAGCUGUGAGCCAUUGUAAAAAUAACAAAAAGUUAAUAAGUGUAGCACAUUGUCAUCAUUUUUUUCAAUUUUUUCCCAUUGUGGUGGUGGUACACCCCCCUUCCCAAAGUAAAUUCUCAUUUUGCCCUGCCUUGUUCCAAGACGGAGUCCUUAAGAUGGACCUCUUCAUCUGGGAACCACCACCUCUUUAACCUGGAAUUCCUUUUUCCCUGGAAUGGCAUCCUAUAGUUAAGACUGUUAGAAAUCAGCAUCCUCUGAGGCUGAUGACCUUGCCACUCUACUGAUAACCACCAGUUGGCACUUGUACAGUGAGUAACUAUUCCUCUCCCCAUUGACUUUCCCCAGAACUCAAACUCAAUUAUCUGUGUGACAUGACUGAGAUCCACUGGCCCAGAGAAUAAAGAGACCUGAGGACAUUUCCAAACUCAGCUUUCUUGUGCCACAGCACAUAGCACUACCACUGGGCUAACCUACUUUUUCAUGUCUCAUACAGACAGCUCUUAUUUCUUUUUCCCCCACCCCAACCUGAUGGAAUGCAAUUAGCUACACUAAGCUACAGUGGCCUGGAGGCAGGAACCCUUCCUUCUACUGGGUAGGUUCAUUUGUCUUUUGUGUAAUGGCAGGACAGACUGCCAUGGUCCUACAUGCAAACUCAUGUGAAGUGAUCUUUUGUGUAGUUUAGUUAACACUUUUUUGUUACAAGUUGAUGUGUUUGUUAUGUUUAAAGAGUUAAUGUUGUCCAUUUUUCGUAUCAGCCUGCUUUUCUGCUGUUUUGUCUACACAAUGUUUUUAUUCAUAAAUACACGUGUGUGUGUGUGUGUGUGUGUGUGCGCGUGUGCGUGCAUUUGUUUAUAUUUAGUUUGUUUUUUUUACCUUUUGCUUUUCUGUCCUAACACUGAGUUUGUAUUGACCAACCCUUCUUUUGGCAUUUUAACUAAUUAGGUUUGUACUUUCUCACCAAUGUAUACUUUACAUUAGUAGACUAUGUAAAGUAUUUUUGUGCACUUGAUUUCAUUGGUUAAUAAUGGCAUUGAUGUGGGUGCUAGGAAUAGUUUGUUUCAGUCCAUACAGAUUUUUUUUCUCUUUUAGAGUUUUUAUGGUUUCAUGUAAGCAGUUAAUGUAAAUAUUGUGAGCAUUACAGGUCAUGCAGUGUUGUAACAUUUUAAAAAAUGUUGCACCUACUUUACAAUUAAAAAACUGGUCACUCAUACUUGAA
Chelonia mydas (Green sea turtle) is the source of this 11067-nucleotide messenger RNA. RefSeq names its product methyl-CpG binding domain protein 5 (gene MBD5). The record is from RefSeq and is a predicted model, not a curated record. The transcript is spliced from 11 exons. Gene Ontology annotation, cellular component: chromocenter; nucleus. Bases 3293 to 8494 code for a protein of 1733 amino acids. Lineage: Eukaryota; Metazoa; Chordata; Testudines; Cheloniidae. Gene Ontology annotation, molecular function: chromatin binding; DNA binding.